Molecule: messenger RNA, 825 nt
Organism: Arabidopsis thaliana (thale cress)
Lineage: Eukaryota; Viridiplantae; Streptophyta; Magnoliopsida; Brassicales; Brassicaceae
Product: hydroxyproline-rich glycoprotein family protein
Exons: 1
Coding region: 189-674 (161 amino acids)
Source: RefSeq, marked reviewed
AGCAAACCAUUCGUUCCAAUAAUUCACAAGACAAGUGUCUUCUAGCUAGAGUCCACACCUUCCAACUAAGCUUUUGCCAAAAAAAACUUAUCUUAAUUUACUUUCUCUUAUCCAAAGUUCUUUGUUUACCAUUAAAAAAAAAGAACCAUUCUUUCACCAAGUUCUUGUAAAACAAAACAAAAGAAAACAUGAACACAAACGAUCAUGGCCUUCUCUUCUUGACCUUAAUCUUCGUCUUUUCUCUUGUUUACUUCCCCUACUUAGUCAUAUCCGACACACCAUGUCCCUACCCGUGUUAUCCAACGCCGCCUAUUGGUGGUGGCUCCUCCACACCUUCCAUGACUCAACCACCACCAUAUCCUCCUCCAGGCGUUAACUACCCUACUCCAGCUGGGAAUUUACCAAAUUACCCUCCUCCGGUUGGGAAUAUACCUAACUACCCUUCUCCACCGUAUGGUGGCGGAGACAGUAGUGGCAGCAGCUUCUAUGGCCCUCCACCGCCGAAUGCUAUUUUGCCGUACUUCCCUUACUACUUUAGAAAACCUCCUCACCAAACGGAUCAAACGUCCUCGUCUUCACACGUGGCGGUUCCAGGGAAAUGGACGGUGAGGAUCGUAGCCGUGGCAAAUCUUGUGGUUGUUGGAGUUCUCGGUAACAUUCUGUUUAUAACUUAAUAAAUACGUAACUCUUGUGGGAGUUUUUUUGUGUGUUAUGUAUGUAAGAGAUAUUGUAAUACUUUAGAAUAUACUGAAGCGGAACUGUAGCAGAAAAAAUUGUUGAUUUACUUAAGAACAUUAUUCGAAGUAUUUCUUGUAUUAUUUAGAU